UUCUGCGAUCAAAACUUUGCUUUUAGAAGGAUUUUGGAGUGAUUUGACUCGGGAAAUUAAAGGGCAGUUUCCUUUUUUAUCUGUUUUAACUCUCAAUUCUGAGGUUUAAUUUAAUUAACUACACUGUGAUUAUGAUCAUUGAUGAGAUGGGCUGCUCUUGUUUUGUUAUAUAAAGGCCCUCAUGGCCAUCGUCUGCCUUUCCCAAUUAUAAUUGCCGUUUUUCUCCAUUUUUGUUGAAGUUCAUCAAAUUCAAAACAACCCCUUGUUGUCUUUUUUGAGUAAUGAUCCUGAAAUUCUCUUUUGUUUUGUUUCUCCUUUUUUGGGAAGAGUUUCAAUUCUUCGCCAUUUAAAAAGGGUAUUAUACUCUGCAGAAGAUACUGCUGCUUCUGCUUUUCUUUUUUUCCAUAACCCCUUCUGUUAGUUUUUGCCUUUUCCCAAUGUUUCUUUUCGAAUUAUAAUAAGGAACACUUCGAUUGUGAAUGGAAGAGAGUAAUUCAAAAAGCAAGUUCAAGAGGGUUUGCGUCUUCUGCGGCAGCAACUCGGGUCAUCGAAAAGUCUUUAGCGAUGCUGCUCUUGAUUUGGGAAAUGAAUUGGUGGAGAGGAAGAUUGAUUUGGUGUAUGGUGGGGGAAGUGUUGGGUUGAUGGGCUUGAUAUCCCAGACCGUAUAUGAUGGAGGCUGCCAUGUUCUUGGGGUCAUUCCAAAAGCUCUGAUGCCCCAUGAGAUUUCUGGUCAAACAGUUGGGGAGGUAAGAACGGUUUUGGACAUGCAUGAGCGCAAAGCUGCGAUGGCUCGAGAAUCAGACGCUUUUAUUGCUCUUCCUGGAGGGUAUGGGACGAUGGAAGAGCUGUUGGAAAUGAUAACGUGGGCCCAACUUGGUAUCCACAAGAAACCAGUCGGCCUGCUUAAUGUUGAUGGUUACUACAACUCUUUGUUGGCAUUAUUUGAUAAUGGCGUGGUAGAAGGUUUCAUUAAACCCGUUGCUCGAGAAAUUGUGAUAUCUGCUCCAACAGCAAAGGAACUCAUGGAAAAAAUGGAGGUAUCUGACACCCCCAUCCCAGUUUUUACUGAAAGCAGUGAACAUACUCCUUUCCGUGAAAAUGUUGCUCCCCACGAAAGCUGGGAAAUGGAGCACCUUGGUGAUUAUCCGAGCCAUGAAAACAAACCUUGACAGAUAUGUGGUAAUGGGACUUCCCUUGAGAUUCCUGAUGUCAUCCAUCAUCAUUUUUAAUCAUGAAUGGAAACCUGUUGUGAUGGGGCCAUAAGUGGUUCAUGAUUGUGUACUUGUGUUCUUUGUGAUUGGAAUUUUAAUAAAUACCCCUUUCUGUUUAAGAAGUGCUUGGUUUGUGGUCAAUCAAAACACCAAUCAUAAUAUCUAGUGGACUGGUCACCACUUCUUAAAAGGAAAA
This is a messenger RNA of Benincasa hispida (wax gourd), 1407 nucleotides long. RefSeq names its product Putative lysine decarboxylase family protein (gene LOG8). NCBI's taxonomy places the organism in Eukaryota, Viridiplantae, Streptophyta, Magnoliopsida, Cucurbitales, Cucurbitaceae. Gene Ontology annotation, cellular component: nucleus; cytosol. The record is from RefSeq and is a predicted model, not a curated record. Gene Ontology annotation, molecular function: hydrolase activity, hydrolyzing N-glycosyl compounds. Gene Ontology annotation, biological process: cytokinin biosynthetic process.